Molecule: messenger RNA, 1499 nt
Organism: Rubroshorea leprosula
Lineage: Eukaryota; Viridiplantae; Streptophyta; Magnoliopsida; Malvales; Dipterocarpaceae
Source: the annotation of a GenBank genome assembly
UUCACGAAAUGCCUGGCCGUGGCUAAAUGAGUUAGUUGGGCAGCCUUCUCCUCUUUUCUCCUCCAAUUCCUUUCACAGAGAUCGACCUCCGCAUCUCAACAGUCGCUUUCUUCACCUCUCCCUUUCUGCCCUUUCUAGUCCCACUUCCUUAAUUAAAACUUCCUAGCUAGGGUUACAUGGGAAUCAAAUUCCAAUUUUUCAUUCAUUUACUUAUAAACUUGAUGGCAGAUCUCUCUCUUUACAUGCAUGUGCAUCACUAAAUCUUUCUAUAGAUAUGUUUUUUUCCCCUUUUUUUUUGGGCUUUUUUGUUAUAUAGAUAGAUAUGGACAUAUGCGUUAUGGUUAGGAGAGAGCUUUCUUCAGUCCACUCAUGGGUGGCGAUAGGAUUUAAUUAGCUGCCGACUCAUUCAUCCAAAUACUGAGUUUAAGGAUACAACACUCAGUAAAUGAGUGAAUGAUGCGGGAGACAAAUUGGAUCUUAAGCUCUCUGUGCUUGGACUGAAGGGAGCUCCCUCUUCUCUUUAUCUUGUUUACAUAAAAGUCAUUUCUUCUUAACUUUCUCCUCUUUCUGCUGUUUGAAGCCGAUCAUGAACAGCUUCAACCUGCAAAUUUUUAGGGUUUUGUCAAAGACCGAUGAUGAUUCUUGCCAAAUUGUUAUAUGGACGCCAGUUCUAUACGAUCUUCUUGGGUCUUGCUCGCAUCUCUUGCUACGGCAACAUGUUGCCAGACAUGUCUCCCAGUCCUUGAGGAUGCAAUUACCAAUAUAUUCCCAUGCCAUCAAAUAGGGUCAGGGAGAUGUACAUGGGAGAUUUAAUUAUAGUAUUUGAGUCAAGAUUAAAUUUUACCCUCGUUUGAUGAUUUCCUUGUUUGAUCUGUGUAUAUGUAUGUUUCUUUGGAGUUUAAAUCUAAACAAGAAUCAAGGGAUUGCAGAUAGUUUAGGAGUCAACUUUCCAAGAAUGAUUGUUGUUUAAUUGCACAGAUUUCCCAUGAAAAAAAACUUAUUUAUGCUCGCUUCUCGUUUAGGAUAUUAUGUGUGUGGUUGUCUGCCCAAGUUGUUACCCUGUAAAAAUCUAAUUGAAUAUUGAACUUCAGAAAUGCCCCCUCAAUAUCCAUACAAACCACAAAAAGGCCAACAAUCUGUGGAUAAUGACAUUUCUCUGUUUGUCUCUAAACAAGGGGCAAUCUUGGAACUUGGAACUUCAAUUUCCCAAUAUUUAGGAGUUUUUAAAAGAAAGAAGAUAAUACGUUACUGUAAGUCUGUAACCACAGAGUGAGGAGCUCAAAGUAUGGAAGAAAAAACGUUGGAAAUGUUUGAAGUUGGAACCUGUGAGGAUGACUACCGGUUUGGUUUUCUCAUAGGGCAGCGGUUCUCGAAGCUUAUAAGGAGCAGGCUGGAGAGAGACCUUAUUCUUCAGAACCAGCUCCUUCCUUUUGCUGGAACAUCACAGGGACAACAGCUCAUCGAAGCCCUCUCACAGACAAACCAAAACAAGUUCUCAA